Molecule: messenger RNA, 1936 nt
Organism: Antechinus flavipes (yellow-footed antechinus)
Lineage: Eukaryota; Metazoa; Chordata; Mammalia; Dasyuromorphia; Dasyuridae
Gene: DUSP18
Product: dual specificity phosphatase 18
Exons: 4
Coding region: 337-903 (188 amino acids)
Biological process (GO): protein dephosphorylation
Molecular function (GO): MAP kinase tyrosine/serine/threonine phosphatase activity
Source: RefSeq, a predicted model, not a curated record
GCGGCGCGGUGAGCGGGCGGCAAGCGGAAGCUUCAUCACAAAGACGGCGGCGGCGGCGGCGGCAGCAGCGACGGCGGGAUCGAGGACGCUGAGAACUGGACACGAGCACCGAGAUUCUGCUACCUGACCUGGCCACCUAGGAUCGUCUUGGUCUGGAACGCUGCCAGAAACGCCCAGAGACCACAUUCUCAUGAACAAUUCUGGGAACCGUCCGGAGCCAUCCCGAGGAGGCAGCCAGCAUGGCGAAAGGCCUCCCACUCUUGCUAGUUUUCUUUAGACAGAGAGUAGCAGGAAGAUGCAGCCCCCCGUCGCCGCUGGUUUAUAAAGUUUGCCUUAAUGAAUACAUCUUUGAACACUAUCCCCAUUCUCUUCAGGCAGCCUGCAGUCUGUGGCCUGUCCCAGAUAACCAGCAGCCUGUACCUUGGCAAUGGCUUGGCCGCUAAUAACAAGGUCAUACUGUCCAGCAACCAAAUCACCACCGUCAUUAACGUGUCCGUGGAGGUGGUGAAUACUUUCUACGCCGACAUUCAGUAUGUCCAAGUGCCUGUGGCCGAUACCCCGCUCUCCCGCCUGUACGACUUCUUCGACCCAAUCGCCGACAAGAUCCACACGGUGGAAAUGCAGCAGGGCCGUACGCUGUUGCACUGUGCGGCCGGAGUCAGCAGGUCAGCAGCCCUCUGCCUGGCCUACCUCAUGAAGUACCACUCGAUGUCCCUGCUGGACGCUCACACCUGGACCAAGUCCUGCCGACCCAUCAUUCGGCCCAAUAACGGCUUCUGGGAACAGCUCAUUCACUACGAAUUCAAACUCUAUGGCAAAAACACAGUUCGGAUGGUGAACUCUCCCUUUGGCGUGAUCCCGGAUGUUUAUGAGAAGGAGGUCAGAGUGAUGAUCCCGCUGUGAUGGUAAUUAGCUUUCUGCUAUUCAGGGUGAAGGGUGCAGAGCUGUCAUUCACUCUAGACCACGGUCUGAACUUGAAAAUAAACUCUUCAGCUCGAGUAUUAUACUUUGAUCGAUACAGAAAAGCAGAUGACAAUGUGAGGUCAAGGAGUGAGCUCUCCUGGGGCUUUAACCUUGAAUCAGCAUCUAUAAAGAAUAAAACUCAGUCACUACAAAAAUUAUCAAGAACUUAGUGAUCGAGAACCUCCCCGUCUGUGCCCAAUUCCCUGGGGCUAGUCAGGGAGGGUGGGUGAGCAGGGGAGGGUAGGCUCCACACAUUGGCUCGGCAGAGGAAGAAGCGGAUAGCUGGCCUCCGGGAGGUGAUCCGGAAAGGCUUAGGACCGGCUGGCGGGUUGGGAAAACCCAGGCCUGGUUAGUGACUGGAUCUGCUAUCCCCCCCGAGGGCCAGGUUAUGGCCUCCCUCCCCUUCCCUCCCUUUUGCCUCCCGGUCCAGUUCGUUUCUGGUUAGUCCAGUCUUGUGAGCUGACAGGACCCAACCCUUUGAAGGUUCCGAGGUUGACCAGUGACUGAAAGGGAACGUAUCUCUCUGCCCUGAGCUGAGCCAGCUGAUCUCUCUCCUUCCCUUAGAGACAGGAUUGCCUCAGGCAGCCAGAGAAUCAUGCACACACAGGGAUGCCCCAUUCCUUCCCGCCCUCCCAAAGUUCACCCAAGCCCUGCCUUGGCCAUCGUGAUGCUGGGUAGGGAGGUUGGCUGGGACUUGGGGGCUCUGGCUUUCUUCCCUUGGGAUGAACAGCUUGUAUCAGUGCCUAAUGAAGUCACAGGGAAACCAGUAAGCAGCACACUGUAGGUAGGGUGAGCCAGGCUGUCUAGCUUUCUCUCCCCUCCCCCCAGUGUAAUGCUUCAAGCGGGAUGAUGUCUGAUUAUGUCCUAAAUGGGUUAGGUUAGUAACAGGGUUCCCUGGAGCCCAUUUUUUUAAAUUGACUACAAAAAUCUUUUACAACAAAGGAUCCUUAAUAAAACUUGUAAAAUUUUUAAA